CUCCUUUGAGCUAUACAGGGGUUCUGUUAUUGAUUUUUAUGGGUAUGGAUACCAACAGAAAAUACGGUUUGUCAAAAAUAUAAAGUGUGCAACGAAGAUGUUAGUAUGGAAAAAAAAAAAAAAAAAUUGCCACGUAGGCAAGGGGUGGACGGGAGGUGGUUUCAUUUCUCAGAAGUUUAUAACAGGAUUUUGAUGGUUACUCGUGCGCACUAAAUGUUUGAUCAUUUUUCCGUGAGAAGUAGCCAAAAGAAAUUCCUCUUUUUUUUUUUUUUUUUUUUCUCUCUUCUGUUCAGUAGGAAUGGCAAACAGCAAGUACGAGUACGUUAAGUCAUUCGAAGUCGAAGACGAGGUCAUGCUGCCCAAUUUGAUUGUUGUUCGAAUCGACGGCCGCAAUUUUCGAAGGUUUUCUGAAGUACAUGAGUUUGAGAAGCCAGUUGAUGGGAGAGCUUUGAAUUUGAUGAACUUGUGUGCAACUGCCAUUUUAGAGGAGUAUCCAGACAUAGUCUUCUCAUAUGGGUUCAAUGAUGAGUACAGUUUUGUUUUCAAGAAGACAUCCAAGUUCUACCAGAGGCGUGCCAGCAAACUGCUAUCCCUCAUUGUAUCCUUCUUCUCUUCUGUAUAUGUCAUGAAAUGGAAAGAAAUUUUCCCUGAGAAGGAGUUGAAAUAUCCCCCAUCAUUUCAGUCACGGGUAAUAUGCUGUGCUUCAAAAGAAGUUCUUCAAACAUAUCUUGCAUGGAGACAAAAUGAUUGUCAUGUUAAUAACCUGCAUGACACUUGUCUCUGGAUGUUGAUUAAAGAAGGAGAGACUCAAAGGGAAGCACAAGAGUUUUUAAAGGGCACCCAAAAACAACAGAAAAAUGAGCUGCUUUUCCAGAAGUUCGGUAUCAAUUACAAAAACCUUCCUGCACUGUAUCGUCAAGGAUCCUGCAUCUUCAAAACUGAGGUGGAAGAAAAUGUAAAGUACAAUGAGAAUGGCACUCCUGUUAAAAGACUCAGGAGAAAGGCAAGAAUAGUACAGUCAGAGAAUAUAGCUGGUAGAAGCUUUUGGAAUGAGCUUCCAAGUCUUUUGAAGGAGGUGGGUGGUUUUACUGAGGAUGUGGACAAAAUCAACCCAGAGUAUGUUAGGUCCUUCCAAUUUGAGAACAAAUUGAUGCCAUCUACUUGGAUUGUAGUUAGAAUUGAUGGCUGCCAUUUUCACAGAUUUUCUGAAGUUCAUGAAUUUGAGAAGCCAAACGACAAACAAGCUCUGAACCUUAUGAAUUCAUGUGCAGUGGCUGUGUUAGAUGAGAUUCAAGAUAUAAUUUUUGCCUAUGGGGUCAGUGAUGAGUACAGCUUCGCUUUGAAGAAGGAUUCUCAAUUCUAUCAACGUCGAGCAAGUGAAAUAGUGUCUGUCAUUGUAUCAUUCUUCUCUUCCAUCUACGUGACGAAAUGGAAAGAAUUCUUCCCACGAAAAGAAUUGAAGUACCCUCCUUCUUUUGAUGGACGUGUUGUAUGCUAUCCCUCGUCUAAGAUUCUUCAAGACUAUCUGGCAUGGAGACAAGUUGAUUGCCACAUCAAUAAUCAGUAUAAUACUUGUUUUUGGAUGCUUGUUAACAAGAAAGGAAAAGGCAAAAGUGAAGCUCAAAAUUAUCUGAAGGGUACUCAAGCACGAGAGAAGAAUGAACUACUUCUCAAGGAAUUCAACAUUGACUACAAUGAAUUAGAAAUCAUGUUCCGGCAAGGUUCUUUAGCUUUCUGGGAGAAGUUUGGUAUGCAGGAGGAGGACAUUACUAUGACACACAAGAACGCAGCAUCUCUUGAAACUUCUCACAGUAAAGUUAUUGUAGAACAUUGUGAUAUAAUCAAGCCGGACUUUUGGGAAGCACACCCAAGCAUCCUUAAUGAGAAGCCACCUACCUUUUGAAGCACUGAUUCACAAUUUUUCCUACCAACAUGAAUGAAUCACUUGGAAAAGUUCCAUUGCCAUUAUUCUUGUAUUUUGUAUGAAUAUGAAGUUCUUAUUAUUACUUAUAAAAAAAAAAAAAAAAAAAAGUUCUUAUUAUUGGAAAAUUA
This is a messenger RNA of Alnus glutinosa, 2052 nucleotides long. RefSeq names its product tRNA(His) guanylyltransferase 1-like. The transcript is spliced from 13 exons. Gene Ontology annotation, biological process: tRNA modification. Bases 299 to 1903 code for a protein of 534 amino acids. Gene Ontology annotation, molecular function: magnesium ion binding; tRNA guanylyltransferase activity. The record is from RefSeq and is a predicted model, not a curated record. NCBI's taxonomy places the organism in Eukaryota, Viridiplantae, Streptophyta, Magnoliopsida, Fagales, Betulaceae.